Diachasma alloeum is the source of this 540-nucleotide messenger RNA. Its product is annotated as late cornified envelope-like proline-rich protein 1. Lineage: Eukaryota; Metazoa; Arthropoda; Insecta; Hymenoptera; Braconidae. The record is from RefSeq and is a predicted model, not a curated record. The coding region runs from base 125 to 517 and encodes 130 amino acids. The transcript is spliced from 4 exons.
AGCUAAAUUAUCAGGUGAGAAAUUGAUAUCCUGGAAAAAUAUUGAAGAUUAUAACUAGAUUGAGUCUAAAUUAAUUAGUAGGGACGAACGCAACCAAUUUCUAUCUUCAAAUAAACAAGUCAUAAUGAGGGAGUGCUGCGGAUCUCCAAAUCGGCCAGCAAUUUCGAUAAUUAAAAACUCCGAACCUUCACAAAUAUGUCCUCCUCUUUGCUUCGCCUGUCCGUUGACGUGUUCAAGACCUGCACUCGGACCCAAACCAAUAAAAACAGAGGUUUAUCUUCGUCCGCAUCCACUGUGCCCACCCUACUACCCCAUGCCAUGUCCCCCUAAAGUUCAAGUCAUAUCCAUGCCAAUGAAGCCUCCACCCCCGCCCCCUCCAGCUCAGCCAAGAUACUGUGUCACAAUAAAGAGGAUUCCUGUGCGACCUCCUCCACCACCAACACCCCCUGUGUUUUCACCGUGUCGGGCGAUUUGCAUGCCUUGCCCUCCUCCAUGUCUGCCAUCGAGUUGUUCCUGAAACUAAAUUGACUGGGAUUAAAA